Anopheles darlingi is the source of this 1900-nucleotide messenger RNA. RefSeq names its product outer mitochondrial transmembrane helix translocase (gene nmd). The transcript is spliced from 3 exons. Bases 151 to 1308 code for a protein of 385 amino acids. Gene Ontology annotation, cellular component: mitochondrial outer membrane. Lineage: Eukaryota; Metazoa; Arthropoda; Insecta; Diptera; Culicidae. Gene Ontology annotation, molecular function: ATP hydrolysis activity; ATP binding. The record is from RefSeq and is a predicted model, not a curated record.
GGUCGACAAAAACGAUAAAUCGUAAUUUCUUCAGCGCGGAGUUUGUGAAUCCGAGAUCCGUGAUUUUGUGACGAAUUUCACGGUUUUCCCCGAGUUUCACGUUCCUUUUUCGGUCGCCGACGAUUCCUGGCCCAGAGCGGCGUAUCAACGAUGUCCGGAAUGAACGUGACACGCAACGAAGUGGUGCAGUUCGUGGUUCGCAUAUCCCUCGUCUCGCUCGUGACGUACUACUCGGCGAAAUGGUUGAUGAAAAAUUUGGAUCCUACGAACAAGAACAAGAAAAAAGCCAUCGAACAUGCGGAGGAUAUCCUGCGGAAAUUGGGUCCGAACAUCAAGAAAUCGGCGAUCCAGAAUCUGAACGAUUACGAGAUGGUUAUUGCAUCGCAUCUAGUCGUCCCGGAUAACAUCUCCGUCAGCUGGGACAGUAUAGCUGGACUCGACCACGUGUGCCAGGAGAUUAAGGAAAGCCUCGUGUUUCCGGUACGCCAUCGGGACAUGUUUAGCGGAUCGGACCUCUACCAGGCGCCUAAGGGUGUGCUGUUGUACGGACCACCUGGAUGCGGUAAGACAUUGAUCGCCAAGGCAACGGCAAAGGAAGCCGGUAUGCGGUUCAUCAACCUGGACGUUGCUAUGCUGACCGACAAGUGGUACGGUGAGUCGCAGAAGCUGGCUUCGGCCGUGUUCUCGCUGGCGGUCAAGAUACAACCGUGCAUCAUCUUCAUCGAUGAGAUCGAUUCCUUCCUACGGGCCCGAAACUCGUCCGAUCACGAGGCUACAGCGAUGAUGAAAACGCAGUUCAUGAUGCUGUGGGAUGGUCUCAACACGGAGUCCGACUCGACGGUGAUUGUGAUGGGUGCGACGAACAGACCACAGGAUCUCGAUAAAGCCAUCUUACGCCGGAUGCCCGCCCAGUUCCAUAUCGGUCUGCCGAACGAGGAUCAACGACUCAACAUUCUGAAGCUGAUUCUGCGUCGUGAGGAAUUGGCGUCCGAUGUCAGUCUCCCAAGACUGGCGUCUAUUACGCAGGGCUACUCUGGAUCGGAUUUGCGAGAAAUUUGUCGUACGGCUUCGGUUUACCGUUUCCGGAAGCUGAUGCGGGAAUCGUCCGCGCAACCGGUGGCAAACGGUGGAACACCUAAGGUGUCGAACGGGACGGUACCCAACGGACGUAGGAUGGAAGGGGAUAUGCUAGCAUUUGAUGAGCCUCCUGCGAUUACGAUGGAAGAUUUCGACAAAUCCCUCCGCAGUAUGAAGCACUCGAAGUACACGACGGGUGUGCUGAACGAUGCGAGGAUCGAUUUAGAUUGAAACCGAUCGCCGCUUACGGCCAAAGGCCAGUGAUUGCGUCGGAGCAGCAUUUCUGAAGUUCACGAAGCUCUCGACGAGUAGAACUUUUACCAGCCAGAUGCAGUGGGGCAUACCCUUCGCGGGAACAACGGUUAACUAUCCAGCUUUCGGUAGCACCCAGGGAAGAUAGGGUGAUCAGUGCAAAACUAUAAAUUAACCGGACUUGUCGUAUCGUGUCGUUCGCGUGUGUCUUUUAUUUGAUAUAAUCGUGAAUCGAGUGUACCGUUAUGAGUAGAGAUGUUUUCAUAAGCGUUAAAUAUUCAUCGGGAAAAUCUAAUAUAGUCAUCGGUAGGUACCCUUCAAUCGGCACAGAUGCGCACUAGUGUGUUCAGAGGUGUUCGCACUAGGCUACAAAUGAAGCUAUUUGUGCUGCAAGCUGUUAUUUAAAAGCGACAAAGUUUACUCUAUGAUCUUUUAAAACACAUAUAGCAUAUGUAAAAGUUCUGUAAAUUGGUUGUUCACGAUAGUUGUAGAUAAAUAGGUUUGUAAUUAGACGCGUGCAAAGGGAAGGGACGAAAAUUUACGAAAUAAAUAGAGAUAUUUCUCGAACAGA